This is a messenger RNA of Strongylocentrotus purpuratus (purple sea urchin), 1263 nucleotides long. RefSeq names its product gamma-gliadin. NCBI's taxonomy places the organism in Eukaryota, Metazoa, Echinodermata, Echinoidea, Camarodonta, Strongylocentrotidae. Gene Ontology annotation, cellular component: nucleus. The coding region runs from base 158 to 631 and encodes 157 amino acids. The transcript has 4 exons. The record is from RefSeq and is a predicted model, not a curated record.
AUUCCCGCUUAGACCAAUCAGAGCCCCUGUAGAUUCCUAUUUGUUUCAUUCAUUCUUCGUUUGACUUUCUUGGCUGAGAACGCAGUGCUUCCCUCUCUAAAACUGCUCGGGAUAUCCGAUUAGAAACAAUUCAGUUUCAGCAAAUCAAUUAUUCAAGAUGACUACUACCAUUAUAUUCAGUGGAAAAGAGGGCAAGAACUCAUCAAAAGUUUUAGCCCCACCAGGUGGAAAGAGCAAUAACAUCUUUGGUUUUGCUGAGGAGACUCCAGCCCCAGCUCAAGCUCAAAGGAGAGCACCCAGUCAGUCUCCAUUUGCUCAAGAUGCCGCUCCUAAACCCCAGGACUCAGGACCCGCUAAACCUUUCAGACCAAACACUACUUACAACCCACUUACUCACAGCCACGCCCAACGUGACCAGCCACCACAACAACAGGCACCACAACAACAAAGGGCACCACCCCAACAACAACAACAACAAAUGGCAGCUCCUCAACAGCAGACUCCUCCUCCACAGCAGCAGCCGCUGAGGGCAUCAACAUUGCCCCAGGAACCCAUCGGUAAUAACACGGAUGCCAAGACAAGCGUUAAGAUCUACAACCCUCCCGGUGGUAAAUCAAGCAUCCAGUUUUAACCUGACAGUCUUGAUAGAUCCUUCCUUCCUUCCUUCCACUGCACCAACUAUGUACCUGUCAUUAAGUAGCACAACUAGUUAGAACACACUAAGUUGACUUCUUGGAUUAUCUCCAUGCUAGAAUAAACAAGUCAUGGACAUCCAUCUGUAAUUAACGAAGGCAAUGUUUCACAGUCAGAUAACAUUCUUGGAUGGUUGGGCCAAAUAAUGGAUAUGAAAUUUCUUUGCUUUGAAUGCACUUAUUUACCAUUAUCUUAACUUUGACAUUUAUAAAUGUGUUGCAACAAUAAAAUCAAGUAGAAAUUACAAUGUAUGAUGGGUUGGACAUAACUGUCUUUGGAUGUACACAGAGUUAGUUUUAUUUUAAUUUUUUUAUAUAUUUUUUUGUUUUGCUUGUGUCAUUUAGAAUGGUAAUGAAAAUCAGGAAGUAAAGUAGAAAUCAAGAAGUAGCAAGCUUCAGGUUCUCAUCAAGCUUUCAUAUGAUUUGUUUGACUUGGCACAAAAGAAUAAUUGUAUUUUGUAAGUUUUCCAGAAGAGCAAAAUUCUUGAUUGAUCGCUAAAGGGAAGUCAUUACAUUCCGGCCUUUUUUAUACUGAUAUUUGAUAAACGGUUUGCAGAUUGUCUGGAUGGAA